UGACAAGCGAGGCAGUGGCGGGCCAGGAGAUGGAGUAUCCGUAUGAGUAUGGGGCGGGUCGAGUACGCUUUUUCCCUCUCUAAAACCCCAACAACACGUUUCUUGUUUUUGGAAGUCGAACCCCACUCUCUGCAACAGCAUCGACUUUUCAAAAUCCACAGAAUCAUUCGUACAUCUUUCCCCAUUUUCCUUUGCAUUGGUAAACUUAUUCUCAUAUCUUCCAACGAAAUUGUUCAUCACUCGGUUAUUAAUUACUUAAUCAGUCUACUAAUUAAUCUCGUCGGAAAACAAGAGGAAGAGUUAUUUCAUAUUAGGAAAGUGUAAAAUGGCAGGAGAAGGUUCAUCGAAGAAGGAAACUGUCAAUCCUAAGGCUAUUAUACACCAAAGAUUCGGGGAUAAGGCGCGUUACAAUAUAGAAGAAGUUCAAGAUAAUUCAUCAAAUGGAUGUCCUGGACUGGUGAUUCCGCAAAAAGGUCCGUGCUUAUACCGUUGCAACUUGGAACUUCCUGAAUUUAGUAUUGUGUCGGAUGUUUUCAAGAGAAAGAAAGAUGCAAUGCAAUCUGCUGCAGAAAAAGCCCUAGAGAAGUUAAGUGAUCCUCCUGUUGAAGAUGCAUCAGAUCAAUUGGUUAGCCGGCUGUCCUAUUUAUUCUCAAACGAGUUCUAUUCCAUAUGUCAUCCACUGAGUGGUCACAUUCGAGCCGCUUUGCAGAGAGCGGGCUCCCUUAACGGUUUCGUCCCCAUUUCAGUGAUGCCCAUUUUCGAUUCAAAGAUAUCUAAUCUGUGUAAGAGCAUAAAGCCUGAAACUGACUCAAAACCUUUGGAAGUAAUGUCAAUAAUUAGGGAUGCUUCCACAAGGUUAUCUGAACCUGUACUUGUUUCUAACGAGUUUAUGUCGUUGAAAAGAACAACUCCGUACCCUCCUGAAGUCUUGGAAUCUAUAGAAGUUGACUUUGAUCAAAAGACUUAUGUUAAUGUUCUUCGUAUACCGUAUUUGGUUGAAAAGGUUGUUGAGCCUUUGACGCUAGAUGUUUCUGCAAAUACGUAUUACAUGGAUGCCAUCGCUAGAGAACUUGGAGCUGCAGACGCUUCUAUGGUUUCGCUCUCCAGGUGCAUUGGAAAAUCUUCUUCAGAAACAAGGUUGUAUUCACAUGCUCCUAACUCAUACAAGUGGAAUAAAGAAGACUUUGAAGACAAAUCGUAUUUAAACGCAAGGGCAAGUUAUUUAUCCGGUCAGGAUGUCUACGGGGAUGCGAUUUUGGCUACUAUCGGAUACUUGUGGAAGUCUUGUGAUCUUUUCCUUGAAGACGUAUAUCCCCGCACAUAUUAUAGGUUACUUAUGAAUAAGGUACCCACUGGUAUAUAUAAGCUAUCACGUGAAGCAGUACUCGCAGCUGAAUUGCCGCCAAAGUUCGGGACCCGUAGUAAUUGGCGAGGUUUAUUUCCACGGGAUAUCCUCUGUACGUUCUGCCGCCAGCACCGAUUACCCGAACCGGUUUUCUCUUUGAUUGUUACUAAGGAUGCGCCCGAAGAAACUUCUAGAUGUGAAGUGAAAAUAUUCUCAAAGAGUCAGAAUUUGAUUUUACAUUGUUACCCUCGAGAGUCGUUCAAGAAACAAAGUGAUGCGAUCCAGAACGCUUGUUCAAGAAUUCUUUCGUUGUUGAAUGAUUACUUCAAGAAACUAAAUAUGCCUCGAGAGGGUUUGACUUUGACUCCAUGUAGAAAUGGUCUUGAUCUUGACUUUUAUCCUGAACAUAUCUCCAAAGAGUUGAAUCUUUUUUCAUUGGUGUGUAAAAACUUAUUAGCAAUUGAUGACGACACAAAGCAAUCAAAUGGUGUGGAUGACAUACCAUCGUAUAAUAUACAAGGUCCGGACUCCGAAGUUUUUGCAUCAAACGGGUGUAUAGUGUGUGUAUGCUACAGUGCGUUUUUGGUCAACGAAGGAGAGAAAGAACUUCUCGAGAAAAACGAUGAGUUUGAAUUUGAGUUGGGAACUGAAGCGGUUAUCCCUGAGUUAGAAGUAGUUGUGGGCCAGAUGGGUGUGGGUCAAUCGGCCCGCUUUAAAGCGAAGUUGCCUUCUCUAGAGUUGAUUUUUGCCGCCAACGGUGAUCCUGCACGGGUUUCGUCUUUACUUUCAUCACGCGGGUGCAGCCUGGAAUAUUCAACAACUUUGCUGCGGGUUACCGAACCCUUGGAAGAUAGAAUGGAAAAAGCUCUGUUUAGUCCUUCAUUAUCAAAACAACGUGUUAAUUAUGCAGUGCAACACAUUAAAGAAUCCGGUGCUACUUUCUUGGUUGACUUCGGUUGUGGCUCUGGAAGCUUAUUGGACUCGUUAUUGGAUUAUCCAACAUCACUUGAAAGUAUUAUUGGUGUUGACAUAUCAGUAAAAGCCCUGGCUCGUGCAGCAAAGACCCUUCAUUCCAAGCUAAGCACCAAUUCCACCAAUCCAGUGCAGAGUAGUCGUCUUAAAUCUGCUCUUCUUUUGGAUGGUUCGAUCACAACAUUUGAUUCUCGAUUGUACGAUUGUGAUAUUGGAACCUGUUUAGAGGUGAUUGAGCACAUGCCUGAAGAUCAAGCAACUCAAUUCGGCAAUGUGGUAUUAAGCUCCUUUUGUCCAAAAAUUCUUAUCGUGUCAACUCCAAACUACGAGUACAACGUAAUACUUCAGAAAUCAACCACUCAAACCCAAGAAGACGACGAAGACAAAAAUUCAGCCAAACCGUGCAAGUUUCGCAACUUUGACCACAAAUUUGAGUGGACCCGAGAGCAGUUCCAAGUAUGGGCAUCUGAUCUUGCGGGAAAACACAAUUACAGUGUUGGAUUUAGUGGGGUUGGUGGGGCUGAAGGUGUGGAACCUGGGUUUGCGUCGCAGAUUGCGGUUUUUAAGCGGGGUUUUGAGCUUACGGAGGGCGGAGAUUUGGCGGUUGUGCCAUAUGAUGUUGUAUGGGACUGGAGAAGCACUGACGAAUGAAAUUUUAAUGGUGUUUUACUUUGAAUUGUGUUAACUAACCACUGCCUUUUGAAGUCCAGUGAGAAUUUGAAAGAUUUGGGUGUCAAAUGGUGGUUUAGGUAGUUAUAGUUAUUGCUGAACAUCCAAUGGGUUGGUGUUUGUUGACUUGGAGUGAUCACUGAAUCCUAAUGCUGCUUGCUAUUAGUUGCUACUUACUAGUGACUAGUGUAGUAUUAUAAAUUAUAAAACUAUAAAUUAUAAUAACAACAUGUUUAUGUU
Molecule: messenger RNA, 3226 nt
Organism: Helianthus annuus (common sunflower)
Lineage: Eukaryota; Viridiplantae; Streptophyta; Magnoliopsida; Asterales; Asteraceae
Product: small RNA 2'-O-methyltransferase
Exons: 9
Coding region: 326-2968 (880 amino acids)
Biological process (GO): siRNA processing; piRNA processing; RNA methylation
Cellular component (GO): cytoplasm; nucleus
Molecular function (GO): peptidyl-prolyl cis-trans isomerase activity; O-methyltransferase activity; RNA methyltransferase activity
Source: RefSeq, a predicted model, not a curated record